AUGCAGCGAGUGCGACCAUGCCUUCAGUCGAAGAGAAUAUCUGGUGAGACACAAGAAGAUAGUUCACCGGAAGUUGAAGGACAUCGAGUGCCUCCAGUGUUCCAAGAAGUUUGGGACCAAGGGUCACAUGGUGACACACGUGAAGGGUGUUCACCUCAAGAGAAGGCAUCCCUGCCCCCACUGCGGCAAGACGUUCGCGCAGAAAGGCUAUCUUGGGACACAUUUGAAGAAGCUUCAUCAAUCACUUCAUCAAGCGAGUCAAUCACUUCGCUAUGGAGCCUCGAGAGUUUGGGCAUUACAGAUCCAGCGGAAGUGAAGAGCAAAACGGAGAGAGAAGAGGACACAUUAUGGAAGUUUCAAGAAACUGUCAAGCAGAAUGAAGAGGGGCGGUAUUCGGUUCGACUUCCGUGGAUAGUUGAGAACCCCAAUAUUCCAGACAACCGAAUAAUAGCAGAGAAGAGGCUGGUGUCUGGAACCAAAAAGCUAUUAGAAAAGAAUAAGAUCAAUGACUACGGAGUGUUAUUCAAACAAUGGGUGGAGGAAGGAUUUGUAGAAGAGGUCAGCACUCAGGAUAACUGCAGUAAGGAGAGAGGAGUGCAUUAUCUUCCCCACCAUCCGGUAUUCAAGCCGCAAAGUUUGACCACUCCGGUGCGCCCAGUUUUCGACGCCUCGUGUAAAACUGGACGCAACCCGUCACUGAAUGACUGCCUGGAGAAGGGGCCCAACCUGCUGGAACUAAUCCCCUCUUUAAUUUUACGCUUCCGGGGGAAGAAAGUUGGAGUAAUAGCGGACAUCCGGAAGGCGUUCCAGAUGAUAGAGGUGGAUCCAGUGGACCGGGAUUAUUUAAGAUUUCUGUGGUGGGAGGACGAGACGAAGAGAACAGAAAUCAAGAUAUUUCGGCAUAAGAGAGUCGUCUUUGGGGUGAAUAGCAGUCCAUUUCUACUGGGAGCGGUAAUAUCGUCGCAUCUCGACACCACCGUGCCCGAAGAGAAAGUGGUAGCGAAGCAAGUGGCGAAAUCAUUUUAUGUCGACAAGCUCGUCACGUCAGUGGACACGGUGGGAGAAUUAGAAGAUUUGAGAGAAAAGGCAACCCGACUUCUCGCCUCAGCAAAGAUGGAGCUCCGCCAGUGGGAGUGUAGUGAGUGCCAACCUGGACCUGGCAGCGACUACAUCUCUCACUCGGUCACGAGCGUCCUCGGGAUGAAGUGGGAUAAGGUGCAGGACUGCCUAUUUGUCAAUAUUCCGAAGAUUGAACUACCGGAAGUUAUCACGAGAAGGACACUUUUGUCGCACACCCAGAGCGUGUUCGACCCGAUGGGAUAUCUUAGCCCCGCCACCAUCAUCCCCAAAAUAUUAUUGCAAGAAUCGUGGAAAGUGAACAAAUCGUGGGAUGAUGGUUUGGAUGAGAAGAUGCAGAGAGAAUUUAGAGAGUGGUGGGGCCAGAUUGGAUUAAUGGAGAAAGUGUGUAUCCCUCGGUACAUUGGAAUUGGAAUUCGGACUACCUACCAACUUCACGGGUUUUCCGACGCAAGUAGAUUUGCAUACGCAGCGGCAGUAUUCGUAAGAGUGGAUGACGGCGAAAGGAUCAAGUGUCAUCUACUUCAAGGAAAGUCAAGAGUAGCUCCAUUUCGACCUACCACCACAAUACCGAGAUUGGAAUUAAUGGGAUGCGUCAUAUUAGCAAGAUUGAUGUCGACCGUGGUGGAGGCGUUAUCAUUGCAGUCAAUUGAGAAGUUUUAUUGGAGCGAUUCGUCUACUGCGCUAGCGUGGAUAAAAAGAAAUAAUGAGUGGGGGACAUUUGUGGGAAAUCGCGUAAAAGAAAUCUGCAAAUUGUCAUCCCCAGAUGAGUGGUCACAUGUCCCAGGAGUGAUCAACCCAGCGGACCUUCCAUCAAGGGGUUGCUCCCCGCAGAAGUUAGUAGACAGUAAAUGGUGGGAGGGACCAGCAUGGUUGUCAAAACCGAAGGAAAAUUGGCCAACCGGACAAGAAGAUACAGACGACGAGGCGGUGGAUAAAGAGAAGAAGAAGAUUAGUGUCUCACUCGUGGCGAUGGGGGCAGCGGUCCCAUGGUACGCACAGAGAUACUCUCUCGCCUCCCGCAAUAUACGACUAAUUGCCUGGAUGCUUCGAUUUGUGGCAAGAUGUAGACGAGCUAAAACUGGAUCUGGAAAUCUCACACAAGAAGAGUUAUGGAAUGCGGAGAAAGUUGUGACGAGGAUGAUCCAGUCUGAAACAUUUGGUGAAGAAAGGUGGAAGAAUAAAGCUCACUUAAAAAUCAAGCGAUCCGCAGAUGGACUUCUAGUCGUCGAGGCAAAAGCAUUUACGCCACGCACAUGGGGGAUUCAGUUUCUCAUGGGAAAAUUGAGGGAAAAGUUCUGGAUAAUUCAGUCACGUCGGGCCAUCCGGAAGAUUGUAAAUAGAUGUGUAAGAUGUCGGAGGUUUGCUGCAAAAAGUUGCGAAGUUGAGGCAGCACCACUUCCAAAAAAUCGGGUUUUGGACGCCGCAGUGUUCCAGAUCACUGGAGUGGACCUCGCCGGCCCCUUAUUUCUUGCUGACGGGAGCAAAGUUUGGAUUGUUCUCUUCACGUGCGCCGUGUACAGAGCCGUACACUUAGAGUUGGUCGCGGCGUGCUCUACAGAGGCAUUUAUUCUCGCAUUGUCGAAAUUUAUCAGCAGAAGAGGGAGGCCAACGACAAUCUAUUCGGAUAAUGGUACAAAUUUUGUGGGCACCGACAACAUUUUUAAGAAAUUGGACUGGAAAAAGAUUGAGUCAACAGCAAGCGUACAGAAGAUUCAAUGGAUUAUGAAUCCUCCUUCAAGUCCGUGGUGGGGAGGAUUCUGGGAACGAUUAGUAAGAAGUGUUAAGGAUUUACUGAAGAGAAUGUUGGGCAAAUCUAGAGUCAAUUUGGAGCAACUCUCAACCUGUAUUUGCGAAGUGGAGAGUGUAAUUAACGCCCGCCCCUUAACAUAUGUAACAGAGGAUAAUGAUGACCUCAUCCCUUUGACACCGUCAAUUUUCAUGCAGAGUCAGACGAGAGCAGAGUUUCCCGAAUUGAGAGAAGUGGACCAGGGGGCUCUAAUUACAGAAUAUAAAGCGAUGCAGAUCCUCAGAAGAGAAUUGAGAGAGAGAUUCCGCAAGGAAUAUUUGGGUCUGCUGGUGCAAAGAGGAAAUGAGAAAGAAGGUCAAUGA
Molecule: messenger RNA, 3189 nt
Organism: Folsomia candida
Lineage: Eukaryota; Metazoa; Arthropoda; Collembola; Entomobryomorpha; Isotomidae
Exons: 2
Coding region: 1-3189 (1062 amino acids)
Biological process (GO): DNA integration
Molecular function (GO): nucleic acid binding
Source: RefSeq, a predicted model, not a curated record